GCGGUUGUGCAUACUCGAUGAAUUUUUGGAAACUUGGGGAGGCAGCUCAUUAAAAUUUUAGUCAUUAGGCUGCAGAUAAACACUCGGAAUUGUUGUUUUGCUUAGACGGAUUUUAGCCAAUAAUGAAGUGCCUGGUUAUAUUUGGACUGAUUGUGGCCAUAUUUGCUGGCAUUGUGGGCUACGGUUAUCUGUUGUUCACAGACUUGACACGUCCGCUGCCCAGGCCAGAGUACAAAGACGAUACAUAUUGGGGACCCGGCGAUGGCAAGAACUAUGUGCCCGAUACGAAAAUCUAUGAUUUCAAAUUGGAUGUGCCCAAGGCGGAAAUUGAGGAUUUGCGACAGCAACUGAAUCGCACACUGCGGCUAACCGAGCCCCUCGAUGGCAUCGCCUUUGAGUAUGGCUUCAACACGUACGCAUUGGAGCAGUUUGUGGAAUACUGGCGUGACAAGUAUCUAACCAAGUGGGAUGAGCGCCAGGCGUAUUUGAACUCGCUGAAGCAGUACACCACCGAGAUACAGGGCUUAAAGAUUCACUACAUACACGAGCGCGUUGCCGAGGAGGUGGCGGAAAAGAAGCAUGUCUAUCCGCUGUUGCUGCUCCACGGCUGGCCGGGUUCGGUGCGUGAAUUUUACGAUUUUAUACCAAUGCUGAACAAGGAUCAAAACAUUUCCGACUAUGCCUUUGAAGUGGUUGCACCCUCGCUCGUUGGCUUCGGCUGGUCGGAUGCUGCCACACGCGUGGGCUUCAAUGCCGCUGAAAUGGCCACCGUGAUGCGUAAUCUGAUGUUGAGACUGGGCCACAAGAAGUUCUUCAUUCAGGGCGGCGAUUGGGGCAGCAUUAUUGGCAGCAACCUGGCCACACUGUAUCCGGAUAAUGUGCUGGGCUAUCAUUCAAAUAUGUGCAUACUGAGCACACCGCUCUCCUUCCUCAAGAGCGUCUAUAUUAAUUACUAUCCCGAGAAGGUGCUGAAGUCGCGCAUGUUUUACGAUCACCAUGUGGGCAUAUGGGAGAAGUAUCAGAUGCUGCUGGUGGAGAGCGGCUAUUAUCAUUUGCAGGCCACAAAGCCGGACACCAUUGGCGCCGCACUCACCUCCAGUCCCGUUGCGCUGGCCGCCUACAUUCUCGAAAAGUUCCAGACCUGCAGUGGGCCCAGCCUGCAGCAGGACUUUGGCGCCAUUGUUACCGUCUUUGGCCUGGAGGCGGUGCUCGACAAUUUGAUGAUCUAUUAUCUGAACAAUGCGGCUACAACAGCCGCACGUUUCUAUGCCGAGAACGUGUCCAAGCCAUAUCGUGACCUGCAGCUGGAUCGCGUGCAGACCUCCGUGCCCAUGGGCUGUGCUCGGUUUAGGUUUGAUUUGCCCGCAGCUUCGGAAUGGCAGCUGCAGGACAAGUUUACCAACAUAAAACACAGCAUGUAUUUCCAGCACGGCGGCCAUUUCGCUGCCCUGGAAAUGCCAUCCAUGUUGUACAAUGAUUUUACGGCAUUUGCAAAAAAAGUUGGACUGCACGGUGAAAGUUAAGAAGAAUGUUGUAGCUCUCAUAGAGCACAGAAUGUAUUGAUAAUA
This is a messenger RNA of Drosophila novamexicana, 1568 nucleotides long. RefSeq names its product juvenile hormone epoxide hydrolase 1 (gene Jheh3). The coding region runs from base 123 to 1523 and encodes 466 amino acids. Gene Ontology annotation, biological process: epoxide metabolic process. NCBI's taxonomy places the organism in Eukaryota, Metazoa, Arthropoda, Insecta, Diptera, Drosophilidae. The record is from RefSeq and is a predicted model, not a curated record. The transcript has 3 exons. Gene Ontology annotation, molecular function: epoxide hydrolase activity.